AUAAUGAGUGUUACACAACAGCCUUUCCAACAUGUUAAAGUGAAAGCAAGCUUUUUUUUUUUUUGCUUUUUUUUGGCUAGAAAUUGGUGGGUGUGGGGAGAGAAGAAGGAACUGGGAAGAGGAGGGGAAGUUAAACCUUUCUUCCCUGCCUGCCUUCUCAGAAAACCAAAUAUGGCAUCUUCCAUGAGGAGCUUGUUUUCUGACCACAGCAGAUAUGUAGAAUCUUUUCGGAGGUUUCUGAACAAUUCCACGGAACACCAGUGCAUGCAGGAAUUCAUGGACAAGAAGCUGCCAGGAAUAAUAGCAAGAAUUGGAGACACAAAAUCAGAAAUUAAGAUUCUAAGCAUUGGUGGAGGUGCAGGUGAAAUUGAUCUUCAAAUUCUCUCCAAAGUGCAGGCUCAAUAUCCAGGAAUUCAUAUCAACAAUGAAGUUGUUGAACCAAGUAUUGAACAAAUUACCAAAUAUAAAGAGCUUGUAGCCAAGACAUCAGACCUCCAGAACAUAAAGUUUGCUUGGCAUAAGGAGACAGCAUCUGAAUAUCAAAAGAGAGUGACAGAGAAAAAGGAACUUCAGAAGUGGGACUUUAUUCAUAUGAUUCAGAUGCUGUAUUAUGUAAAAGACAUCCCAGCUACUUUGAACUUCUUCCAUAGUCUUUUAGCUACCAGUGCUAAGAUUCUCAUUGUUCUUGUGUCAGGAUCCAGUGGUUGGAACAAACUAUGGAAGAAGUAUGGACCCCGGUUACCCCUGGAUGACCUUUGCCAGUAUGUAACAUCAUCUGACCUCACUCAGAUGCUGGACAAGUUGGGUUUUAAGUAUGAAUGCUAUGACCUUCUGUCUACCAUGGAUAUAUCUGACAGCUUUAUUGAUGGCAAUGAAAAUGGAGACUUGCUUUGGGAUUUUUUGACAGAAACCUGCAACUUUACCACAACAGCACCACCUGAUCUCAAAGCAGAAAUUAUGAAAGACCUACAAAAGCCUGAAUUCAGUUUUAAAAAGGAGGGGAAGGUUCUUUUUAAUAAUAGUCUGAGUUUCAUAGUGGUUGAGGCAUAAAAAUCAAUCAUAUGAGUUUAUUCAAAAAUAUUGUUAACAAUAUCGAUUGUUCAUUUCUGUAUUUAAAUUCCAAAUAAAUCUUAUAACAGAUAAAACAUUGUUUUUUUAUAUGUGAAUUUUAGAAAAAAAUUAGGCAUUCUUGGAAUUCCACAUAGAAUCACAUGUGAAACUGCUAGUCUUGUCCCAUCCCUACUCUAGUUUCACAGACUAAAUACUAGCUAAGCUGGAAAAAAUUGAGAUGACUAGCUAACCUGGAAAGAAUGAGAUGACUAGGUUUCAUUGGCUGAUUGACAAUAAAAUCCUUUCCAUUUAUUGAUUAUGCCAAAAUUUCCUAGGCUAUUAAUAAAAUACCUCUAGGGAUUUUAUAAAUACUAGUAUAUAAUUAUUAUACUCUGAACACCGAAAAAGUACAUGUUGUUUGGUUUGUCCCUUGUGACAAAGUAUCUGCCUUCAUUCAUUUCUCUAUUGUAGUUUGUGUUUCAUUUUUAUUGAUUACUAAAAAUAAGCACUUUUAGGAUACUAAAAGUAAGUACUUCGUCAUGUGUUCCUAUGAUUUUAUAGUUUGCUUGUAAUAUACUGUUUUUUCUAUUUUAUUCAGUCAAAUUUCAUUAUUUUCUUUUUUAAUUUGUUUCUGACACAAAAGUCAGUCCAAAGCAAAGUUUUAACUUAAUUUUUAAUAAUUUUAUAAUUUCACUUAAAAAUUAUAUGCUAUGUUUGAAAUUAAAGUGUAAAGAAUGAGUAGUUCCCCCUCAAAAAGACAGCCAGUUUUAUCAAAACAAUAUACUUGGAAAACAAAACACUAACUUAAAAUGUACCUUUUAUCACUUACUUUAAUUCUAGGAAAUCUUGAAUCUAUUUUAAUGUUCUAUAGUCAGUCUCUCUUUCCCUUCUGUCUAAGAUCACAUCUAAUACUGAGAGUCAUCUGUAGAGUUUGAAAACAUAUUUUUAAAAAUUUUAUCUUUAAUAAUGGUAUUAUUAUAAAAAUAAUACAUCUCUCUAAAUAAGUAUAAAUUAGUUUUAUAAUUAAUUAAUUUUAAGUGCGUAAACAUUUACUACUCACUAUUAGAAAUGAACAAAAGCAAUGUCUAAUGAAAGAGCUCAUAAACUCUCAAUCUUCUAGUACUGAAGCCUUCAGCACAGUAUAUUUACUCUUUCAAUGCUACAGGACAGUCACUAAAAGGAAUUAAUGUCUCUUCCUAAUCUCCUAGCUGAGGUAUAGGGAAUAUGCCAGAGUCCAGAACCUAUUGACACUAACAAAUGACCAAGCUUUGUAGUUCAUAAUAAGUAAAACUGACUUGCAUUGCUCUCUUCUUUUGCACAACUACAUCAAUGUUUUUUGAGUUAUAAGUUCCAAUAAAUGAAACGACAGUUAUCCAAUCAGAUUUCUGAAUAUGAACUCUGAACCAUUAAUCAUACUGAUAUGCAUUCAUGACAAAGGAAAUCUGUGAGGCACAUAUGAUUGAUGAAUAUGGGCCAUGACGACCUUGAACAACUUUGUCAAAAAGAGGGAAAUCUAGACUCUAUAGAACAUUCUGACCUUUUCUAAAAAUCACACAUGCAAAAUAAAAGAAUAGAACUAACAUGCUGUUUAAUGAGAAAAGAGCAGUACGUACAAGGGUAUUUGCAAACCUCACCUUUUUCAAACUCUUUCAGAGUCCUUAUUAUAAAGCGCAAAGAUAAAUAAAUUCUCACCUGCUUCAAGUUAAUGUAAUGGGAACACUCAAGUCUUUUUAAAGAGAAAAUCCCCAUGAGUACCUACCAGUCAGUGGUGGUAAGAGCUCUGUAAUAUGCAAGGGAUGAUACUAUUGGCUUCUGCCUGCACUGCGUGAUAUUUCAAAGGAUUUGGGGAAGUCAUGUAUUGACUUUGAAAGUUUGUUUUUGUGGUUCAGAAAAAAGCCCACAGAAUGAAUUGGAAGCACUAUAUAUCACUAUAUAUCACUAUAUAUCACUAUCAUAUACGGGCCCCAUGUUUAACAUGCUACAUUAUGAAUGUUUAAUGACUCCUUUUACAAGCAUCUAUCUAAUACCCAUGUGUUAUUAUUCAUAUUGUAAACAAAGCUCAAGAAAUCAAAUAAAAAGUUUUUGUUACACCUAAUAUUA
This is a messenger RNA of Talpa occidentalis (Iberian mole), 3150 nucleotides long. It is a transcript of the gene HNMT, whose product is annotated as histamine N-methyltransferase. The coding region runs from base 4 to 1050 and encodes 348 amino acids. Gene Ontology annotation, molecular function: N-methyltransferase activity. The record is from RefSeq and is a predicted model, not a curated record. The transcript is spliced from 6 exons. Lineage: Eukaryota; Metazoa; Chordata; Mammalia; Eulipotyphla; Talpidae.